Molecule: messenger RNA, 2131 nt
Organism: Tricharina praecox
Lineage: Eukaryota; Fungi; Ascomycota; Pezizomycetes; Pezizales; Pyronemataceae
Exons: 4
Coding region: 132-1748 (538 amino acids)
Biological process (GO): protein O-linked glycosylation via fucose; GDP-fucose import into Golgi lumen
Cellular component (GO): Golgi apparatus
Molecular function (GO): antiporter activity
Source: RefSeq, a predicted model, not a curated record
GCUGGACCUGUGGACUUGAGAGAUCGUGUGAGUGUGUCGCAUCCACAGCAAGAGUACACCUUACCCAGUUACAUCACCGUUUUGCCUCCCCCCAUACCCUUUUCCUCAACAAAAACCUCAAGAGUAGGAUAAUGUAUCGCUCUCCCUUCGGGAACAUAAGUUUCCGGAAGCCCCACGAACUCCUAGCCUCGGCACACUCGUCCCGCGGAAACUCGCCUUCGCCUUCUCCACUCCCGACGCCGAACCUUCUCAUAGACUCUGAUUCGGAAGAUAACGGUGGCCCACGGCACUCACGUUCUCAGUCGAAAUCGCGAAGUAGAUCGGUAUCACCACCGUGGGAAGGUGCAAGCCAGACAUCGCUUCCAUUACUAUCCGUAGACACGCGCAGUCCGUACCCGUCCUCUCCAGGCUCCGCGUACGACGAUGAUGGAGUGCUCGGAAGCUGGCGUAUAGGCGAAGGGCCGCCAGAGCAAGGAUUCCUCUCGUGGUUUCGGGGAGGGAAGCUUGGGCGAUGGUUUUGGAACACUCAAAGGGGCUGGAUGGUCUACACCAGCCUUCUGAUCGCGUUGUACGGGGUGACGUCUCUGUUGCUGUUAAUCAUGAACAGAUUCAUACUGUGGACCGGUGUUUACAAGUUCGGAUAUCCGAUAACUACAACACUCGUCGAGCUCCUGUUCACUCAAUUCUUCCUCUGCGCGUCCGCCUCGAUCACUCGCUCGUUCUCCCGCUCGUUGUAUUCCCUCGGACUCGGAUGCAUCGUGGCUCCGAGGCCGAAGCCGUCAAAAGGGAAAAGACGGGCUUCCGACGGCAGUGGUGGAUUACGGGAAUUCGCCGGAAAGCUCCGCGCUCAGACUACUGAUGGAAUCUUUUCGAUCAAGUGGCAGGAGGUUUGUUUAGUGCUGCCGCUCGCGAUAGUAUACAGUCUGAAGAUCAUGCUCAGCAACCUGUCCUUUGCAUACACCCAAGUCCAGAUCUACCAAAUCUCCCGCGUUUCCUCGCUUCUAUGGACCCUUAUCCUGACGCAUUUCUUUCACCGGUCCCAAUCGCUCUCGGUGACCACACUCUCCUCUUGCAUAACCAUGGUUCUCUCCCUCGCCGUUGUUUCCCUACGCCCAGGAACGCGCUUCGCAAUCGAAGGCUUCAUUGCCGGCGUAUUCUCCACCUUCUUCGUAGCGCUAUAUCCCAUCCUCCUCUCGUCGACGUACAAGGCCUUUUCCGACCGUCACGCACCCAACGACUCCCCGCACCCCUUCACGGUCGACAAUUCCUUGACCGAUCACAGCAGCGUCGUCAUGUCCGGCGACGGCAAAGACGCCACCCGCUCAGCCUGGAAACUCCUACACUACACCAACCUCCUCAGCAUCAUGUUCCUCCUUCCGUGCGCGCUCAUUUCCGGCGAGCUCCGCGACAUCAGCAGGAAUUGCUACAUCCUUGAUGUCGCUUUCUUCUGGCUGAUGAUGCUGGGCGCCGGCGCGGCUGCGUGGGCUACGUUCGUUACCGGGUUCUUGCUGGUGCGUGCUAGCACCCCGCUCACUAUGGUGGUCACGACGUACCCGAGAAGCGCGCUCCAGACAGUGCUGCUCAUGGGGUUCAGGCUGCCGACGUGGAGCUGGGUGGGUGUGUUGAUGACGUGGGGUGCCGGUGUGUGGUAUAUCGUCGGGAGAAGGAGGGAGUGUGGAGUUUCGUUCUAUGCUAUCGAUGAGGAUGGACGGGGGCGGGAGACGGCGAGGGGCAGGGGCGAGGCUUGAGUGAUACCAUGGGAAGAUGAUGUAGAUGGAACUGGAUUUAGAUGCAUACUUGUUAUAGACGACAGUGGACGUUUUGGAUGCCUUAUGAUUGAUGGAAUAUCACUCGCGAUUCAGUAACCUCGAUGACAUGAAACCUGUCACCAAGCCGUCCGUCCCGUGACCACGCCCAACUUCCAACUUCCAAGUUCCGCGUUCCAGUUCCAGUUCCACGUUCCACCUUCGAGAUGACCCCACUCCCAGCACAUCAGCACACGUUCAUACUCCCGCCUUCACCUUCGUCUCCCCCGUCUCCCCGUCUCCCCCGCCUCUCCCCGUAAAUAUGCGUAAACCACCCCGUCUCCCCCGCCUCUCCCCGUAAAUAUGCGUAAACCACCCCGUCCCCC